This is a messenger RNA of Mercurialis annua (annual mercury), 899 nucleotides long. RefSeq names its product protein CHROMATIN REMODELING 24-like. The record is from RefSeq and is a predicted model, not a curated record. NCBI's taxonomy places the organism in Eukaryota, Viridiplantae, Streptophyta, Magnoliopsida, Malpighiales, Euphorbiaceae. The transcript is spliced from 4 exons. Bases 125 to 568 code for a protein of 147 amino acids.
AAGGGGGUAAAAGAAAAGGUUUAAGGUAAAAAAGUAUUCAAAAUACAUACAUAGAAAAUACUCGUAAAUGUGCUCUUUUAUCUGUUCUGAUUAGUUAUAUGCAUAUAAAAUACUUGCUGUAUGCAUGUUUUUGGAUUCACAUUUAUGCUUGGCCUUUCAAUUAUUGCUGCAUGAAUUUUGUGAACUUUUUCUGAUUGCUUCCGAUAGGGACGAGUCUCUUGAAACCGAUGUAAAAUUCCUGGAGACCCUAGGUAUUGUGGGGGUUAGUCACCACAGUUUACUCUUCUCCAAAACAGCUCAUGUAGAAGAGAAAGAAAUAAGUCAUUUUUAUAGGAAGAAGCAAGCUGCAUUUGUUGGAAAUUCUUCAAGUACAGCACUGGAGCGCAAUAUUGACAAGGCGGAGCAUUCCUUCAAUCCGAAGUAUGUAAAGCUAAACAAGAAAAGCUCGUCCACGGAUAGUGUUGGCAAACCGACAGAAUCUGAUCCUAAAGGGAGGAUUCGUCUGUCACAGUUAUUUGUUAAUAAGGCAACAAUUUCAAUGAGAAAAACUGCAAAAAAAGACUUCUGAUCAGCAAGAUAGAGAUGGAAAAACAACUCAGAAUGUAGUCAUUGAUUUCGAUUAUCUAACCGGAGAGCUUCACGAAGUGUUGAAUGUAUAUAGAUCACUUUACGAAGCAAAUAUGUUGAAAGGUUUUCUCAACAUGCAACUUUUUCAAGUGCAAUUAAUCUCUUUUGAAGUUUCCUACCAAAUUUUGCUUGGGUUGCGAUGUAAAGUGUUAUUUUUUGUCCAAAUUGGAGGAGGCUAAGUUGAAUAUUGAAAUGUUUAGUCUUUACUCACUUAACUUGUAAAAAAAUGUAGGUCAAUUUUAAAUUUUUAAGUUCAGUUGAGUUUCUAUAGG